CCUGUUUCCACCAGCUCCCUCACUGAGGGUUUCAGCAGGCCAUGACAAAAGCCAAAAUAGAAAGAUAAAGAACAAAUAUUACAAGAUCUUGGAGGCAUCUGAGGUUUCAUGGGGACUUUCCAGCAUUCCAGACUGCUGCCCUGCAAUGAAGCUCUGAGUCACUGUCUUUGGGUCUAAGGUACUGGCUACAACGUGGAACCCCAGAACAGCCAACCUGACUAACCUUCACUCUAAGCAGAAGCCCAAAAUAUGUCUGGCCUGAAAUCAGAGCAAGCACUCGAGAAAGACUUCUUUGUUAAUGGAAAGAGGAAAGGAGAAAAGGGUUUCCAACACGUUGCAACAGUCUUUCCACCCUUCUAAAGAGCCCACCUCCCUUAUAAACCAAGCUGUUCUAUCUAGUGCAUCCCAUUCUAGCUUUUUGCCAGAAAUAGAGCAUGUCAAUCCUGGUGAAAAAAUAAAGACGAACCCUCAGAAAAAUAGACCUGGAACUGUAAUACUCCUAAAACGGUCCAGUAGGAGGAUUAUGUCGGAAAGUCAGCCCAGCCCCCCUGUGAUCCCAUCCCGCAGGCCCGGGUUCCAGGUGUGCUAUAUUUGUGGCCGAGAAUUUGGGUCCCAAUCGCUUGGCAUUCACGAGCCCCAGUGCUUGGAGAAGUGGCGUACUGAAAACAGCAAGUUGCCCAAGCACCUGAGGAGGCCAGAACCUUCCAAACCACUGCCUCUCAGUGGAAGUGGAUCCUACAAUCUUCAGGCAGCAUUCCAGAGUUCCCAGGCUCAGCUGCUGCCCUGUGAAUCCUGUGGCCGCAAGUUCUUGCCAGAUCGGCUUCUUGUUCAUCAGAGAAGCUGCAAGCCGAAGGGUGAGGGGCCCAGGGCACCAAAUCCCAACAGUUCUGAUAAUCUUGCUGCUCUCAAGAAAGCUUCUGGUGGCAUCCCAACCCGACCAAGGGCUCUCAUCUGCUGCGUUUGUGGUAGGGAAUUUGGCACUCUGUCCCUUCCUAUACAUCAGCCCAAAUGCCUGGAAAAGUGGAAAAUAGAAAAUGACCGGCUCCCCAGGGAGUUCUGCCAGCCACUACCGCGGAAGCCUCAGCCCCUUCCAACUGGACAGUCCAACCAAGAGGGGCCGAGUCAAGCUCAGCUCGUACCCUGCCCAAAUUGUAGCCGUACCUUUGCCCCUGACAGCCUUCUGGUACACCAGAGAAGUUGUACAGCUCAACCUAGUGGGCCAAAAGUUCAGGAUUUGACAUUAUGGAGUAAAGGUGGCCUCAAACAGUCCACUAAUUCCAAGCAGCAAAGGAACAUGGCAGUACCCACUGUGACUGAUAAGCCAACAAUGAUAAGGCAUCCACCAACAGUUGUUUGCUACAUUUGUGGUCGUGAAUAUGGAACAAAAUCAAUUUUCAUCCAUGAGCCACAAUGUCUGAAAAAAUGGCAUAAUGAAAACAACUUGUUGCCUAAAGAGCUAAGGAGACCAGAACCGAAAAAGCCAGAAGUCAGGACCAUUACUGCCAAGGGUUUCUAUGAUCUUGAUGCCUUAAACGAAGCUGCUUGGACAAGUGCCCAGAGCCAGUUGGUUCCCUGUAAUAUUUGUGGGCGUACCUUCCUGCCAGACAGACUGAUUGUUCACCAACGAUCCUGUAAACCAAAAGUCGCCAAGUAA
Balaenoptera acutorostrata (minke whale) is the source of this 1654-nucleotide messenger RNA. Its product is annotated as zinc finger protein 474-like. Lineage: Eukaryota; Metazoa; Chordata; Mammalia; Artiodactyla; Balaenopteridae. The record is from RefSeq and is a predicted model, not a curated record. Bases 299 to 1654 code for a protein of 451 amino acids. The transcript has 4 exons.